GUGUGUGGCGAGAAAUCGCUUUUUGUGAGUCGAGAAAUUUCCUCGCCCGCGCAAACCUUUUCUGAUAAAAAUCAAUAGUUUUCUUCAACAUGAGAUCAUCGAGGACGUUUUCAAAGCACAGGAGACUAUUCGACGCUCGAUGUAUUCGUGUUGAAAGUGAUGGCAAGCUUACGGGAUCGUGAUUCGUGUGCCAGCUCCUUCAUCGACUAAGAACGGUUGCACGGAUUCUGUCCGCGAGCCUCAAUGUGACGGGAAUCUACCGCUCUUACGAUUCUCCCGAGUGUGUUCCAGUGGUACGCGCAAUUCCUUCGAAUUUCGAAUCUCGAGAAGGGAACGACUCGUGGAAAAAUUAUCCGGCAUGAGGCACCAGCAAUUGCGGAAACGAGGAGCUGAAGCGGCUCGAUAUGAAAAGCUCCAAAAAAUGCAGCUCUGAGAGCGAACCGAUGACACCGCUGAACCGGCGAUUCUCCCGUUAAUUAACUUAUUGGAAUUAUUUCAUUCCGAUCAGAUUCGUGUUGUGUGAGUGAUUCGAGAGGAAUGUCGUUGCCACGGGGUGUCGGCAUCGGUGUCGACGUUGGACAACUGAUGCAACAACAUCAGCAACAGCAACAACAGCAUCACGUGCUACCCGCAGCUUUCUUCCUCCGUGCUAGUGCCGAACGUUAUCAAAGAACACCCAAGUGUGCGAGGUGUCGGAAUCACGGUGUUGUUUCGGCCCUUAAAGGACAUAAACGAUAUUGCCGGUGGCGCGAUUGCGUUUGUGCCAAAUGCACUUUGAUAGCCGAAAGACAACGAGUCAUGGCUGCUCAGGUUGCGUUGAGGCGGCAACAAGCCCAAGAGGAGAGCGAAGCUCGUGAGUUGGGUCUUCAGUUGCAGUACAAUAACGGAAGCUGCACAACCACGCCCGUGAUGGCGACGAGUUCGUCCUCGUCGUCCGGAGCGACGGCUCCGGCUUUGGCAGAAAGUUCGUCGCCUUCACACCCGAGCCACGGGAUCGGGAAUUCUGCGGAAUUGGGUGGGAUCCCAGCCGCAGUUGCGGCCGCAGCGGCCGCGCAAAUACAAAAUCAGUUACAGCAGCAUCAGCAGCCUGAUUGCGCCGGCCUCCUUCAACAAAUUCAAAGGAUUCCUCAGGACGAUUAUCGAUUGAGCAAAGGCGACAACAAGGACAGCGGCAGCAGAGUUACAAAACAACCUGACCUUGAAAAACCUGCUUAA
This is a messenger RNA of Venturia canescens, 1215 nucleotides long. RefSeq names its product doublesex- and mab-3-related transcription factor A2-like. The transcript is spliced from 3 exons. Gene Ontology annotation, molecular function: DNA-binding transcription factor activity, RNA polymerase II-specific; RNA polymerase II cis-regulatory region sequence-specific DNA binding. Gene Ontology annotation, cellular component: nucleus. Gene Ontology annotation, biological process: sex differentiation; regulation of transcription by RNA polymerase II. The record is from RefSeq and is a predicted model, not a curated record. The coding region runs from base 538 to 1215 and encodes 225 amino acids. NCBI's taxonomy places the organism in Eukaryota, Metazoa, Arthropoda, Insecta, Hymenoptera, Ichneumonidae.